Monosiga brevicollis MX1 is the source of this 2310-nucleotide messenger RNA. RefSeq lists its product as uncharacterized. The record is from RefSeq and is a predicted model, not a curated record. Lineage: Eukaryota; Choanoflagellata; Craspedida; Salpingoecidae. Gene Ontology annotation, cellular component: mitochondrion. Bases 1 to 2310 code for a protein of 769 amino acids. Gene Ontology annotation, biological process: mitochondrial tRNA 3'-end processing. The transcript has 2 exons. Gene Ontology annotation, molecular function: 3'-tRNA processing endoribonuclease activity.
AUGUCCAACUUUGCCCAAGAGCUCGGCUGUCGUGUCGAUCUGGCCCCCGCCGUGCUCGUCGUGGGUCAUCGCAACCGAUACCUCUUCAACUGCCCCGAAGGCAUUCAACGCUACUGCCUAGAGUACAAGCUCAAACCACUGAAAUGCUCGCAUGUCUGGGCAACGCGCAUGGCCUGGGACUCGCUUGGAGGUGCCUUUGGGUUUGCUCUGACCUAUGGCCUGGCAGGUCCUCCUGCCAAGCCCCUCAACUUUUACACGCCCGGGGACCUCGGACCAUACCUUGAAAGCGGCAAGGCCUUUUGUGGCGUCAACUACAUGCGACACAAGGACGUUUCCACGGUCGAGACCUUUGCCGACGACGAGCUGCAGAUGCGCAUCUUUGCUCGUCCCUCACCGCGCAGCGCUGACCCUUCGUUCGAGGGCAGCGCCGACCGUGUUUUGUCCUUUGUUGGUCAUUUUUGUGACAAGCCAGGUACCCUCGACGUUGAAAAGGCCAAGGCCUUGGGCGUGCCCCCAGGUCGUUUGUUCGGCCAACUCAAACGCGGCGAGGCCGUGCAAGUUCCAGAUGGCCGUAUUGUGCAGCCAGACGAGGUUCUCUCGCCUCCCCUCUGCCCACCCGCCUUUGCCAUCCUCGACGUCAGCCCCGCAGAGACGCUCGAUAGUCUUCGUCCCGUGGCUGAGCAUUUUGCCAGCCUGGACCGCGAUGGCACAGUCUACCACAUGGCUGCCUGGGCCACCGUACACACGCCCGAGUAUGCCGACCUUUUGAACGCUUUUGGUCCUCGCGCGCGCCACGUUGUCAUGGAUCCCGAGCAGGAUCGACGCAUCACCCAUCUAGCCAACGCCACCAACCAAUGCAUUCUCAACACCAUCCUCCCACCCGUCUUUCCGCGUCCCUACGGCGUCGAGCAGCUUGAUGUACCCACUCUUCCAACAGAGUUCAGCCCCGCCAGCACGCAACAAAUGCAGCAGGAAGGCCGCCUCGUGGCCUCCGACCCCCUUCGAAUCACCUAUCUUCGCGCUGACGUCUCUGAUACGCGGCGGCUGCUCUCAGACAAGCGCCGCACGCGUCAAGACCGGGGCCGCGAGUCGAAGCGCGCCAAGACCGAGGCCACCGAGGCCAACUCGGAAGUUAGCACUGCCACAGAUCUUGCGGACAACGAUGGUGCUGACGUCAGGUAUUCCGAGCAGGCCCGCCAGUUGAUGAAUCGUGAAGCCAUCCUGCGCGGUUCCUGGAUGCCCGUCAAGGCGGCCGAGGCCGCUGCCCUGGUGCGCGCCCUGCCCGAGUAUCAAAAACGCCUCCCCACCACCAAGUUUGAAGACUCGGCGAGCGCCACACCCAGCUGGAACAAUCCGGUGGUCCACUUUCUAGGAACUGGUUCGGCUGUGCCAAGCAAGUAUCGUAAUGUCACCUCCAUGCUCGUGGCCCAACACGACGACGAGGCAGCCCUGCAGUGGACCUUGCUCAUGGACGCCGGAGAAGGCUCAACGGCACAGCUCCUUCGUCUGCUGGGCCCCACAGCGCAAGCAGAGCACUUGGCCAAGUUGGCAGUUGUGCACAUUUCACACGUGCACGCUGACCACUUGCUGGGGAUGCCUGGCUUGAUGCGGGCUCGCAAGCGCGCCAGAGCGGCGCGGGGCGAGCCCAACUCACCCCUGUGCAUUGUUGGUCCCAUGGCCAUCAUGAAGGUCUUGCGCACGGUCGGGUUUGUGCCCAAACGUGACUUUUACUUUCUGCGGAACGACUUUUGCUUUCCAGCUGAGCUGCAACAGGACGAGAGCUCGGAAGUGGAAGAUUCAGGUCUGGUCAAGGCCACGCGCGACGCCCUGGCCUCCACCUUGGCAAAGAUGCAACUGUCGCUCCAGACGCUGCCCGUGAAUCAUUGCCGGCAUGCCACUGGUCUGAGCCUGCGCUCCACUCGCGGCUGGUCGCUGACCUGGUCGGGUGAUACCCGGCCCUGUGACGUUUUUGCCCGUUUCUGCCCUGACGUGGACCUGAUGAUCCACGAAGCCACCUUUGAGGCUGAGUUGCAGGCAGAUGCCGUCGGCAAGCGUCAUAGCACCACCGAGGAGGCCAUCACAAUCGCCAACGAUACGCGGGCUCGUGCUUUGCUGCUGACGCAUUUUUCGCAGCGUUAUCCACGCAUCCCCAAGCCCGAGAGUGCCAAGCCAAACAUGCCAACGGCUGUGGCCUUUGAUUUAAUGUCCAUUCCACUUCGAGCCGUCGAAGGGCUGGCCCCUUAUCUUGAUGUGCUACAAUAUGUUUUUGAGCAGUUUUACAGCGAGGAGGACGCCGAUGAACUUGAAUAG